Molecule: messenger RNA, 2660 nt
Organism: Paramecium pentaurelia
Lineage: Eukaryota; Ciliophora; Oligohymenophorea; Peniculida; Parameciidae
Source: the annotation of a GenBank genome assembly
UAUGUUUUCAUCAAUUGAAAUACUCACAAAAAAUGAAAGAUAGAACUCUCGUCUAGGAACAUAAAGAAAAAAAUUCAAAUUAACCGGACAGACCAUUUUGAAUGGUGACCAACCUUCUAAUUAUGAUUAUUCUAAAAGACACACACAUGAAAGUAAAAAUAUUAAAAUAUAUUAUAGAUGAUAAAGGAGAUCACUAAAGUUUUCUUAUGAAGAUGGGUUAUUCAGUUUCAGAUGAUCCUAAUUAUUAAGAAUAUCAGAAGAAAAAUAGAGGAAGCUCAAUUUCAACAGAUUAGUAAUCAAGAUAAAGAAUAACAAGUCGUUAAUCUAAUAAUAAUUCUGUUGCUACUAGAGGAUAGAGUAUAGAACUUAAUAACAAUUAUGAUAAUAUGAACUGUCCAAGAAUAAGUCUGUACAAUCCAAGAACAAUACGAAAAACAUUUUAAUGUGAUGAUUCUGAUGGUGGACUUGAGAACUUUAGUGAUCAUUCACACUAUAUUAGUGUUGAUAAUACUCCAAAACCAAAUAAAACUACUAGUUUUACAAAAGAAACGAUAUCAAAAAUUCCAACUUUGAUUUAAUUUAAAUUUCAAAGGAUUAGAAGAUGUUUUUAAAUGAUUAAAGCAUUAUUAAGAAUGAAGAAUCUUUGCAAGUAUUAUUAUUUAUAAAUAUUCAAGUUAAAAGAGAACAUCAUGGUAAUUAAAAUAAGAGAUUUUAAAAAGAAAUUAGAAAUCAUUGAAAUAUAAUGAAGGUAUUACUGCAAUCAAAAUUAAAUAAUGGACAUAAAUGGUAUUCUCCAAAAUGAUUUCUAUAAUUCAAUAAAAAAGAUUAGAUAAGUGCAAACUUAAUUUUAUUGUAAUUUUUAUAUUUAAUAUUUUAGGACAAUCCUGAAAGUAUGUCAUAAUUAGAAAAAGAUUAAGCAAUUAUAUUUGUAUCAAAUAUUUUCACUUUUGCUAUGUCUAAUUUAGUGAUAAUGACAUCUAGCACUAAUUUAUUAAAUGAAUUAUAAGUCUUAAUGUACUAAGAAUAAUUUUUUGAAUACAGAAAACAAUUUAGUAAAUUUGUUAGUCAAAGAGCUAAUUAUAUCUGUUAAGAUUAUUAAGUAUUAACAGANAUAAAAAUUUGAUUAGAUUAACACUAAGUUGAUUAUGUUUUCAUCAAUUGAAAUACUCACAAAAAAUGAAAGAUAGAACUCUCGUCUAGGAACAUAAAGAAAAAAAUUCAAAUUAACCGGACAGACCAUUUUGAAUGGUGACCAACCUUCUAAUUAUGAUUAUUCUAAAAGACACACACAUGAAAGUAAAAAUAUUAAAAUAUAUUAUAGAUGAUAAAGGAGAUCACUAAAGUUUUCUUAUGAAGAUGGGUUAUUCAGUUUCAGAUGAUCCUAAUUAUUAAGAAUAUCAGAAGAAAAAUAGAGGAAGCUCAAUUUCAACAGAUUAGUAAUCAAGAUAAAGAAUAACAAGUCGUUAAUCUAAUAAUAAUUCUGUUGCUACUAGAGGAUAGAGUAUAGAACUUAAUAACAAUUAUGAUAAUAUGAACUGUCCAAGAAUAAGUCUGUACAAUCCAAGAACAAUACGAAAAACAUUUUAAUGUGAUGAUUCUGAUGGUGGACUUGAGAACUUUAGUGAUCAUUCACACUAUAUUAGUGUUGAUAAUACUCCAAAACCAAAUAAAACUACUAGUUUUACAAAAGAAACGAUAUCAAAAAUUCCAACUUUGAUUUAAUUUAAAUUUCAAAGGAUUAGAAGAUGUUUUUAAAUGAUUAAAGCAUUAUUAAGAAUGAAGAAUCUUUGCAAGUAUUAUUAUUUAUAAAUAUUCAAGUUAAAAGAGAACAUCAUGGUAAUUAAAAUAAGAGAUUUUAAAAAGAAAUUAGAAAUCAUUGAAAUAUAAUGAAGGUAUUACUGCAAUCAAAAUUAAAUAAUGGACAUAAAUGGUAUUCUCCAAAAUGAUUUCUAUAAUUCAAUAAAAAAGAUUAGAUAAGUGCAAACUUAAUUUUAUUGUAAUUUUUAUAUUUAAUAUUUUAGGACAAUCCUGAAAGUAUGUCAUAAUUAGAAAAAGAUUAAGCAAUUAUAUUUGUAUCAAAUAUUUUCACUUUUGCUAUGUCUAAUUUAGUGAUAAUGACAUCUAGCACUAAUUUAUUAAAUGAAUUAUAAGUCUUAAUGUACUAAGAAUAAUUUUUUGAAUACAGAAAACAAUUUAGUAAAUUUGUUAGUCAAAGAGCUAAUUAUAUCUGUUAAGAUUAUUAAGUAUUAACAGAAUAAGAAAAAUAACUAAUAUUAUCUGAAUGUGUAAUCAUUAAUAAUCUGAUUCCAAGUUUGAUAAAGAUGACAGAAAGCUUGGAUAUAUUAAAAUGUAAUAAGCCAAGCAUAGAAUUUUUAAUUAGAUGUUUAAUUUCCUUAAUUCAGUAUUUUUUUAUAUAGAACUUUUCUAAUAUUCCUAAAAUUGAAAAGAAAAAAUAAAAAAUUAAUUUCUCUUAAUAUCAAUUAGGCAAGAAUGAUUCUUCAAUGAUAAUUAUUUAAAAUACUCAAAUCAAGUCAGAUGAAAUGAUUUUUGGUACUUACAAUGAAUAACAAUUAAAAGAUUUCUUAUCUAAAGAAAAUUGGUCAGAGUCCAAUAAAAAGAAAAUGAACUAAGUAACAACUAAUUUAAUCAGUAUUUUCUGA